AUGGAUCUUAUUGAAGUCUCCAAUCUUUCCUACACAUUUUCACCAGAAUUUCCAUUGAGCCUUGAUCAUGUAUCAAUAAAUCUUCCUCGAGGAUCUAGGACACUGCUUGUUGGUGCGAAUGGUGCCGGUAAAUCAACUUUAUUGCGUCUUUUAGCUGGAAAGUCUCUAGCAAAGGCCGGAAAUGUGUCAGUAUUUGGCAAUGAUCCUUUUCGAGAAUCCAAAAGUACUGUUGUGCAUCUCGGAACAGAAUGGGUCAAUAAUCCAGUCGUUCACCGAGAUAUGAUAGUUGCUCGACUCAUUGCAUCUGUCGGUGGUGAUGUAUUUCCUGAACGCCGCGAUAUGCUGAUUUCCAUCCUAGACAUUGAUCUUCGAUGGAGAAUGCAUGCAAUAUCCGAUGGUGAACGACGUCGUGUCCAGCUUUGCAUGGGACUUUUAAGACCGUUCGACCUCCUUUUGUUGGAUGAAGUUACUGUUGAUCUCGACGUACUUGCUCGUUCUGAUCUUCUGUCAUUCCUUUCCUCAGAAACUGAAACGAGAAAGGCAACCAUUGUUUACGCCACCCAUAUUUUUGAUGGUUUAGCCAAGUGGCCUACACAUUUGGUACACAUGUCUCAAGGAAAGAUCGUCGAUUCAGGCCCAGUAUCAAACUUUCCAGAAAUCCAAUCUGUUACCAAUACGGGAAACAGCGCCUUGUUAGAGACGUGUUUGACUUGGAUAAAAGAGGAUAUCAAGGUCCGUGGAUCUCGUGAAAACGAAAAGCGCAGCACCUGGCAAGAUGUACAGGAUACUUUCAAAACAGGCACAGACGUUUUUACUGAUUAUUUUAAAAUCUCUCGUGCAAGAUGA
Messenger RNA from Schizosaccharomyces osmophilus, 846 nucleotides. RefSeq names its product CCR4-Not complex ATPase subunit Caf16 (gene caf16). NCBI's taxonomy places the organism in Eukaryota, Fungi, Ascomycota, Schizosaccharomycetes, Schizosaccharomycetales, Schizosaccharomycetaceae. Gene Ontology annotation, molecular function: ATP binding; ATP hydrolysis activity. The record is from RefSeq and is a predicted model, not a curated record. Bases 1 to 846 code for a protein of 281 amino acids. The transcript is spliced from 3 exons.